AUGGAGAUUCAAAAUGCAUUUCAAAUUCAAUGGGACAAAACGCCAUACCAAGCAUUUACGGAAUAUUUUUUCGCGAAAAUUCCGACGCACGGCAGUAAUCUGGCCAUUGUUGAUGUCGACACAGGACAAGCUAUUUUUGUUCACCUUGCUUGCUCUAUGAUAGGAUGUACUGCAGUGGCUGUGAAUGGUUGGGGCACUGUGGAUGAGAUCUGGCAAGUUGUAGAUUUAGCCGAGGCAACACACUUAAUUGUAGAAUCACAAUUCAUGCAAAAGGCUGAUGACGUUCGAAGGAAAGCUCAGAUGAGAGGAGGAGGGCGAAUCAAGCAUGUACGAGCGAUUGACGACGUUCUCACAACGGAUGCGAUCGAAGCAAAGAGGAGACUUUCCAGGAACCCUCUCGUCAAAGAGGAGUCAACAAAUAAGAUUACCAUUCCGAGAAUUCCUUCACCUGAAGAUGCACGUCCGGAUGUCUGCUCUCCGCUAUCCGAUGGAUCCGAAGCAAAAGAAAACGGAACGGAGGAGCCAACAUGCGAGAGUCCAACGGAACCGCCUACUCCUCUAAAUCCAGUCGCAGGGCAAAAUCCGUUGUUGAUGUUCUUUACCAGUGGAACAACAGGACUUCCGAAGUUUAGCUUAUCCUUCUUGUUAUGA
This is a messenger RNA of Cylicocyclus nassatus, 651 nucleotides long. The record is from the annotation of a GenBank genome assembly. NCBI's taxonomy places the organism in Eukaryota, Metazoa, Nematoda, Chromadorea, Rhabditida, Strongylidae.